Molecule: messenger RNA, 3927 nt
Organism: Salarias fasciatus (jewelled blenny)
Lineage: Eukaryota; Metazoa; Chordata; Actinopteri; Blenniiformes; Blenniidae
Gene: mcf2la
Product: mcf.2 cell line derived transforming sequence-like a
Exons: 30
Coding region: 1-3294 (1097 amino acids)
Biological process (GO): intracellular signal transduction; positive regulation of Rho protein signal transduction
Cellular component (GO): cytoplasm
Molecular function (GO): protein binding; guanyl-nucleotide exchange factor activity
Source: RefSeq, a predicted model, not a curated record
AUGGCUCUGAACCGAGUGUCUCAACUGUGCCACGAUAUCACCCGGCUGUGGCUGCAGCUGAAGAUGAUGACAGCCCGCAGUGUGGCGGCAUCAGGAGAGGGUUUCAUCCUGGUCAUCGACAGACGGCUGGACCGAUGGGCUGCCGUCAGGGCCACCCUGCUCCGCAUCGCAGGUUCAUUUCCCGGGAACUUAAACUUGGUUUUGGUGCUGCGUCCCUCGACUUUCUUCCAGCGGACUCUGUCAGACUUCUUGUUCAAGUUCAACAAGGAUGAGUUCAAAAUGAAGGUGGUGAUGCUGAGCUCGGUCACAGAGCUCCAUGCAUAUAUCGAUCCGGGACAACUGACCACAGACUUGGGAGGAACGCGAGAAUACUGCCAUGACAGCUGGAUCUCCCACCGCACUGCCAUCGAGGCGUUUGCGCUCAUGGUUAAGACCACGGCUCAGACCCUGCAGGCCUUCGGCACCGAGCUGGCGGAGACGGAACUGCCCAACGACGCCGAGGCCACCACCAGCCUGCUGCACACGCACUCUCUGAAAAAGGACAAAAUGAAGGAGGACCUGCAGGUGGCGCUGUCUCAAGGAGGACGCUUGCUGGACUGCAUCAACGAGCCGCUGCAGACCGACCCCGAGUACAGCAUGACUCAUGACGAACUGGAAAACCUCGCGACCGUACAAAGACUCCUGGGGCAGCUGGACGAAACGGAAACGGCGUUUGAUGACUUCUGGGAGCGUCACCGCACCAAGCUGGAGCAGUGUCUGCAGCUGCGCCACUUCGAGCAGCACUUCCGUGAAGUGUGUGGUCAGCUGGACGUGACGGCGGAGCGGCUCUCGGGCUUCUCGGAGGUCAGCGUGAGCCCCGCCCACGCCGAGCACAUCCUCCGAGAGCUGGGCGGCCACGAGGACAAGGCCUGUGAUGUGCUGGAUCUGGCGCUGUCCCUGGCCAGCGAAGGAGACAGGCUGAUAGAGAACUCCCACUACGCCGAGGACUCCAUCAGGCCCAAGUGCAGCGAGCUCCGGGGGGUGUGCGAGGAGAUCAGCUCCAGUCUGAGGACCAAGAAGAGCCUCCUCCUCCGGGCUCUGGAGCUCCACCACGCUUUGGAGAAGGCCAGACGUUGGUGCGAGGACGGCAUCUUCCUGCUGGCGAACCAGCCGGUGGACCGCUGCCAGUCCCAGGACGGCGCCGAAGCGGCGCUGCAGGAGCUGGAGCGGUACCUGGACACGGCGGCGGUGCACAUCCUCUCCGACCGCGGCGCCAUCUGCUGCCAGUACGAGGCGGUGCUCAACACGCCGCUCAGGGAACAGGUGGAGACGGUUUUCCAGAAGCAGAGCUCCGUCCAGGAGAUGUUUGAGAAGAGACGCGUGAGCCUGAAGAAACUCGCCGCCAAGCAGACGAGACCGGUGCAGCCGGUCGCCCCGAGACCUGAAGUGAAGUCUCCACAGUCCUCUCCCAACCAGGAGAGGAAGGAGAGGAGAUACUCGGCAGAUAGCGUCAUCUGCAAAAAGGUGGAAUCUCCUGUACAUAACGGCGGCACAAGGCACGCCUCUCUCUCAGAGGAAGAAGAAAACCUGGCAGUGCUUCGGCGUCAUGUGAUGAACGAGCUGCUGGAGACGGAACGGGUUUAUGUGGAGGAGCUGCUGUGUGUGCUGGAGGGUUAUGCGGCGGAGAUGGAGAACCCAGCCAUGGCUCACCUCCUCCCCAGCAGCCUGCACAGCAAGAGGGACGUCCUGUUCGGCAACAUGUGGGAAAUCUACCAGUUUCACAAAAGGACGUUUUUGAAAGAACUGGAAGCGUACACGGAUUGCCCCGAACUCGUGGGCCGCUGCUUCUUAGAACGGAUGAAGGACCUGCAGAUCUACGAGGCCUACUGCCAGAAUAAACCUCGCUCUGAGAGCUUGUGGAGACAGUGCUCAGACUGUGCCUUUUUCCAGGAGUGCCAGAAGAAGCUGGAACAUAAACUUGGUUUGGACUCCUACCUCCUGAAACCUGUCCAGAGAAUCACCAAGUACCAGCUGCUGCUAAAGGAGUUGUUGAAGUACAGUAAGGGCUGCAACGGCUGCGACGACCUUCAGGAAGCUCUUUCCUCCAUCCUGGGGAUCUUGAAAGCUGUUAAUGACUCCAUGCACCUCAUCGCCAUCACGGGAUACGAGGGGAACCUGUCGGAUCUGGGUCGCCUCCUGAUGCAGGGCUCCUUCAGCGUGUGGACGGAGCACAAGAAAGGUCACGCCAAGGUCAAAGACCUGGCCAGGUUCAAGCCGAUGCAGAGGCACCUGUUCCUGCACGAGAAGGCCCUGCUGUUCUGCAAGAGGCGGGAGGAGAAUGGCGAGGGCUACGAGAAAGCUCCGUCGUACAGCUUCAAGCACUCCCUCAGCAUGAGCGCAGUGGGAAUCACAGAGAACGCGAAAGGAGACAACAAGAAGUUUGAGAUUUGGUGUAACUCCAGAGACGAGGUUUUCAUCGUGCAGGCGCCAACAGCUGAGAUCAAAACGUCAUGGGUGAAUGAGAUCCGGAAGGUUUUGACCGAGCAGCUGAAAGCCUGUCGAGAUGCCAGCCAGCAGAAGAGCUCCGACUCCAUGUCCCCAAGUCCGUCCAGCAACGCCUCCAUCUCCCUCAGCCCCUUCCGGAGCGGCGGUCAGAAGAACCAGAAGAAGCAAGAGGAGAAGAAGGCCGAGCCCGCUCCGGCCGCCGACGCCACCUCCUCCUCGUCUCCAAAACACAAAGAUGAGCCAGUGACCAGUCCGACGACUGACAGAUCCUCAGUGGCUAAAAAGCGCUUUACUUUGCAGGGCUUCAGCAAUCUCAAGAGUCCCAAAGGCUCGGCCCUGAGCCCCGAGCACAACGCUAAGCGCCACCUAGUCAAGAGCGACCCCACGCCGUUUGGGUUCAAAGGCUGGAAUAAGGCUUCUCUCUCAGUGGACGCCUCGGAAGAGAACGACGGCUAUUCCAGUGGCGAGGACCCCAUGAACUCCGACACUGAGGAGGACGUGGGGAAGAAACUGGCUCCGGGAAAGUACACGGUGGUAGCGGACUGUGAGAAGGCGGGACCUCAGGAGCUGUCCGUCAAGAGCGGGGACGUGGUCCAGCUCAUCCGAGAAGGAGAGGAUGGACAGUGGUUUGUGAAGAACCUUCGCAGUGGGAAGGAGGGCUGGGUGGCCGCUGCAAAUCUCCUCAGUCUCAUCUCAGAGUCCAAAUCCUCCCAGUCGCUCAGCAGUUCAGAUGGCAGUGUCUCUGGGAACAUCAGCACUUCCUCCAGCUGCAGUGAAACCUACACCAGCUUCUCAGACAUCAAACCCUGAACCUAAAUAUCACUGUCCGGAUCCCCAUCCCCAAACUUUAAAUCAUUCCCCGAGUGACACUGCAAAAGCUGGAACGGAAAAGAAGGACUAAAUCGAAGUAUCCUGAACCAAAAGUAUCAGCAAACUUUUUUUGGUGGGGAGAUGUACGUCAAUCAUCUAGCCUGAGUAUUCACACUGAUCUGUCGGUGUAAAAAAAAAACAAAGAUCCAUGAUCACAACUCAUAUUACAUCCUUCUGACCUUGAAAACUAUCAGCAUGUUGGUAGAAUCUUAGUGUAUCCGCUGUCAUUUCAUUCCAGUCCACAGUAUGUAGACGAUGGAAACUCGGUGAACGACCAUUCCUUCCUUAGAGUCGCAUGCGACUCUUCACCUCUUGUCAGACCAACUUUUAAAACCCAGAAAAAGCCCGUUGCCAGGUGUCCAGUACUGUCUUCAAUCCCCCGUGAUUAUGUAGCAUUAAAGCGGGACUAUUUCACUGAAAGCGCCACCGCCGCCGAGCAUCCUCUCCAGUGCAGUCGGACAGGUAUUUCACACGAUGCGUCGGCUCGGGCUUCAGACUCCGCUCGUCGCACACUGUGAAAACUAGCAGGCGGCUGCAACAGGGAGGAAAAAAACAUUAAAAAAAAAAAAAAAA